Molecule: messenger RNA, 2153 nt
Organism: Suillus paluster
Lineage: Eukaryota; Fungi; Basidiomycota; Agaricomycetes; Boletales; Suillaceae
Product: nucleoside phosphatase family-domain-containing protein
Exons: 3
Coding region: 188-1858 (556 amino acids)
Biological process (GO): protein N-linked glycosylation; nucleoside diphosphate catabolic process
Cellular component (GO): Golgi apparatus; membrane
Molecular function (GO): UDP phosphatase activity; GDP phosphatase activity
Source: RefSeq, a predicted model, not a curated record
CCUAAACUCCAUUGGUCCACGAGCAUCAGUCUGGCUGAAAGUUUACUUGAAACAACUCUUUGUAUCAGAGGCGAGCCAGUGAAGGCUGCUUUCAUUUCUCGCCAUAACACGAUUACACCUCUCAGGCCACUCUACGUCCGUCGACCUCAGGCGUGAGGCCCGUGCACGCAGGCUCCCGGCAUCUGACAUGUUUUUCACAACGACCAGCAACUACGAGCGUCUCGAAGGCGGCUUAGGUCCUGGCCGUGCCACUAGGAUGAUAGCAUGGAAGAAAUUCGCAAUUGGUGCUGGAGUGCUCAUUUCGUUGGUUUGGUUUUUCGGACCGAGGUCGAGCCUAAAUUUGAUACCUGAUUCGCCAAUGCCUGGCAUGGAUGAUGGAGAUGCUUAUCUACCACCACUACAUAUACCCACAACGACACCUUCAGAUCACUCAGAGGAUGAGACCACUGGUACCUCACCACCACCCCAAACCUCCUUUCCAACCUCCCCCGAGACAGACCCAGACCUCCUCAAAACUGUACACUGUACAUCCCCCCAUUCUCCCGACCUUCCUCUUGUGCAGUAUGCCCUCAUGAUUGACGCUGGUUCCACCGGCUCACGCAUCCACAUCUACAAAUUCCAUAAUUGCGGACCCUCCCCAACCUUUGAAUACGAGGUGUUCCGCAUGAUACAACCAGGACUAUCUGCGUAUGCAGGACUGCCAACUGCAGCGGCAGAGAGUCUCGACCCACUCCUCGACGAAGCCAUGAACGUGGUACCAGACUCCCUGCGCAGUUGUACCCCCGUUGCUGUCAAAGCCACUGCUGGGCUCCGACUUCUUGGCACUUGGAAAAGCGAUGAGAUCCUGAAAGCAGUGCACGAGCACAUCCUCCACAAAUAUCCCUUCUCAUUCCCUGACAAGGAUGGCGUGGUGAUCAUGGACGGUAAAGACGAGGGCGUCUAUGCGUGGAUCACUGCGAACUACCUUCUGAACACCAUUCGAGGUGAUUCGCCCGAGGGUGUAUCGCCUUAUGCUGUGCUCGAUUUGGGUGGAGGGUCCACGCAGAUCGUGUUCGAGCCGGAGUUCGGCGAUGAGAAGGGUGAUGAAGGUCUCCAGGAGGGCGAGCAUAAGUAUGAGCUUGAGUUUGGCGGGGCUAAGCGGGUGUUGUACCAGCACUCGUAUCUUGGAUACGGCCUCAAGAGCGCUCGGGAGAGCGUGCAUCGUGUCGUCCAAUUCAUGGAUUCUCUGAGGUCUAGCAAGAAUAGUGCUAGCGGUCGGAGGAGAAUGAUUCACAACCCUUGUUUGGCUCAAGGAUCGGUGAAAGAAGUAGAGCUCUCUGUAGGAGAUGGCGAUCCUGUGACAGUGACGAUGACGGGGUCAGAUAUCGGCAGUUUUGAGGCUUGUAAUCGAGUCUUGGAGCUCGUCAUGGCCAAGGAUGACGUCUGUGAGCUCAAACCUUGCUCUUUCAACGGUGUUUACCAGCCAUCACUCCUGGACGCUUUCCCUCACGGAAAAAUCCUCCUUCUCUCGUAUUUCUACGAUCGAGUCACCCCACUGCUCUUAACAGACUCAUCAUCAGAUCAUCCUCAGCCCCCCAUGACAAUCUCAACAUUCGCCACGCUUGCCAAACGGGUCUGCGCGGGACCCACCAGCUGGAAAGAAUACUGGGGUACAUAUCCUGAAGUCAUGGAUGAAUUAGAAGGUCGACCAGAGUGGUGCCUCGAUCUCAGUUUCCAGCAUGCCUUACUGGUGCUUGGAUACGAGUUCAGCGAUGAUCGGGAGGUGCAGCUUGGGAAACGUAUUGAAGGUACGGAGCUUGGUUGGUGUCUUGGUGCUACGAUAGCGAUGGUGGGCGGAAAUCUACGUUGUCGGGUGUAGUGCCCGACGAGGACCAACAUUCUAAUACAGAUAGAGUUACCAACUUAUUUUAUCUUGGACGUAAGUAACGCAAUGGAACUUUCAUUACAUGCGGUGCUCCUCGUGCUGUGGCACUGUACGCCGUCCUAACUACUUUUCCGCCACAGGCUGCUCUGGUGUCGCAAUUACCUAGAGAACGAGCUGCACAAAUCACUCAUUUAUUAUCAUGUCUGCUUUGAAUCAUAUACCCUCCUGUGGUACCAACGCUCGCAUGUAAUCGCAGUACCCGUACGUAAUAGGAGGUGUUGCAACUUUA